AGAGUGCAUAUAUUAUACCGAUCCGCUAUAAACAUGUUCGGCUUCCGGUAAUCAAUAUCAUCGCAUUUUCAUGAAAACUGACAAGUGUAUACAGACAUUUACACUUUUUGAAAUGAUUUAUAACGUGUGAAGUUAUUUUUAUGUAUACAAAUUACUUUUGACUUCCUAGGGCAGCAGAAAUAAUGCGACUAAUCUCUUAAAAAUCUACGAUCGUACCCCACCCACCAGAUUUUGCAUGGUAUCGAAUGUAAACAAAUAUUUUCAAAGACGAAAAUUGGAUUUAAAUUGUGUUAUAUAGUUAGAAUUGUGUGAAUAGUUAAUAGAAUACUUUUUUGACAUUUUAUCAUGUUAGAAUAUAGAAUUUAUCUUAUUAUUUGAUCCAAAGUUGAUCUACAUGAAAUCUCAAAAUUAGCAUACCAAACAAGGAUCUCUACAAACUGUCAAGAAUGGAGAAAUCACGAGGAAAGCGUGCCUUGAGGAUUAAGAUAAUAAGUAUGGGUAAUGCUGAAGUUGGAAAGAGUUGUAUUAUUAAGCGUUAUUGUGAGAAGAGAUUUGUACACAAGUACCUGGCCACCAUAGGAAUAGAUUAUGGUGUUUCUAAGGUGACAAUCAAGGAUAGAGAAGUGAAAGUAAACAUAUUUGAUAUGGCAGGUCAUCCUAUAUUUUAUGAGGUACGUAAUGAGUUUUAUAAAGAUACCCAAGGUGCUAUAGUUGUGUUUGAUGUGAGUGACAGAAGCAGUUUUGAGUCGUUAGAUCAUUGGUUAUUAGAGAUGCAGACGGAGAUGGGAAAUCAGACCGAACAUGAUAAUGUUGUUAUAUGUGUAUGUGCUAACAAGUGUGACCGGAAGAGACAGGUAGAUGAACAUGAGGCUAGAAUCUGGGCUGAUAGUAAAGGUUUUCUUUAUUUUGAAACCUCGGCGCAAACAGGAGAAGGUGUGAAUGAAAUGUUCCAGGCAUUAUUUGAGGGUGUAGUGACGGCUGUAGAGAAUGGCGGGAAGAAAGCACCAUUCCAGACACAGCUUGGUUAUACAAAAGAUCAGAUUGAGGCCAUACAGAGGUUAAAAAAUGCCAAGGGAGAUUAUGAAAGACUUGGCUUAACCAGUGGUGCAUCAAAAGAUGAGGUCAAUAAAGCCUACAGAAGACUUGCCGUAUUAUUACACCCGGACAAAAACGUUGCUCCUGGUAGUGAAGAAGCUUUUAAAAUCCUGGUAGCUGCACGGACAGCCUUGUUGAAGAGAUGUUCAUGAUGAUCGUACUCAAUAGAUUACACACAAUUAUAGAUUAUAAGAAUCUUACACCGUCUGCUGGUAUACUGGAAUAUCUAGCUCGGGGGUAACUGUUUAGGGCGGUUACAAGGCUCUGCCGAGUUUCCGCUAAACAGUUACCUUAGAGCUAGAUGUUCCUGUCUAUACUGAUGGCCAGUGUUUGAUUCUUUUUCUUGCAUGUCACAUAUCAAUUAUUUUCAGAAAGACAGGAUUUUCUAGCACAGGUGUAAACGGUAGAUAAUCCUGUCUGAUAUACAAGAAUACACUAAAUUUCUAUCUAUGGGCAUGCUUUAGAUGUUUAAUCUAUCCUAUUUUAACUCAAGCAUUCACUAGAAAUGUUACUGAUUAUUGGGGGUUGGCUGUUCAUUACUUAAGCAGUUGUAUCUGCAAAUAUAAUGUAUAAGUUUACAAUGUCAUCAGUCCAUCAAAUUAUACAGUGCUAGGCCUAACUGUGUUUAAUUUCAGUCGUUAUUUAUUAGGUUGUAAAUACUGUAUUUAUCUUCAAAUGGCAAAGUUAAAGUCACUAUUUUUGUACAUAAAUAACAAGGAGAUAAAUCAGUAUGUCAGUUUUAAGUGAUUGCAUAGACAAGCAAUGUAGAAACCAAGAUAUCAGUGAUUUUGUAUAUCAAGGAUAUGGUUUAAAACAAAAUUAUAUAGUAUAAAAUUAAGAGAUUAAUUUUAUUUUACCAGUAACUCCUUUAUCAAGGAUGUAAAUAUUGCCAUUUUUGUUGUUUGUUUUUUUGUUAAGUAACUGCUAUAUGUUUAAUGAUAGAUAAAUUCAAAAGCGAAAUGCUGUUUUUCAGGUGUAUUUUGUAGCUUUUUGUCUACCUCAUUUUUGCAUUGUAAUAGGUGGAUGAGUCUGCCAAUAGGAGGUGACAGCCUGUUCCAAGCCUUCACUGUAUGCUUUUGCUUUUACAGUGAUAUCUUUGUGAAAGAAGUGCCACCUUCUUGGCUGUGAUCUAGUACUGCUAUAAAUAAAGCUUUUGCUGUAAUUGUGCCUUUGAGAAAAUAAUUCAAGCUCUUGUAUCAAGCUAUGUAACCUUGAAUUUAUCGUAUGUGAUUAAUCCUAUGUGGUUACCACUUUCCCAACUAGCCAGUACUGAUGUUUGCAUACUAGUUAGGCAAUAUAAAAUAAAUUCCCAGAUUCUCAUCCCCACCCGCCCGGCAAAAAUUGCUCCGCCAGAACUAUUUUUAUUUAAAAAAGAAAGUCUUAAGUUUUAUCGUGAGGAUCGGUCAAUAUUAACAUUCCUAUAAUCAUCUUUAAUCUCCACAAUUGACUGGCUACUAAGCCCUUAUGAUUUCUAUAUAGCAAGUUACACACAAAUGACCUUAAGACUUGAUGUUUAAGAUCAGUUGUCAUAUAGAAUCUUUGCCUCGGCUGAAGGUCGAAUGGCGUCCACGGGAUUAUAAAUCCAAUGUCUAUGUUGAGCUAUGUCAAGAGUUUGUUUUAUAUCCACUGACAGAGUUAUAUUAAGACUUCCUCUAAUGCUUAUCUGUAAUGGACGGUUUUUAUGUAUGGCUAAAAAUAGCUUUUACGGGAAAUCUGAAUCGUAACGAAGGUGAAACAAAUACAGUAGCAAGCAAGAAAUAACAAAAGUAGAUCUGAACUUUAGUCAGAUUGAGAGUGGUUUGAAAAACUUACGGUAACUGUAUUAUGACAUUUUACUAACAGCAAAUUACUU
Ruditapes philippinarum (Manila clam) is the source of this 2947-nucleotide messenger RNA. Its product is annotated as dnaJ homolog subfamily C member 27-like. Gene Ontology annotation, molecular function: GTP binding; GTPase activity. The record is from RefSeq and is a predicted model, not a curated record. The coding region runs from base 447 to 1247 and encodes 266 amino acids. The transcript has 7 exons. NCBI's taxonomy places the organism in Eukaryota, Metazoa, Mollusca, Bivalvia, Venerida, Veneridae.